UCUUCCCUUCACAUGCAUCUUGUUGUGUUGGGAGUUUGUCAAUCGCACAGAAUCUGCGUUGAUAUGUGUCUUUGGAAGCCAUGGUCUGGCCCCCUGAGGUUUUUCCUGGUAAUCGAACCUUGGACAACUUCCGUACGAUCCAGAGGGAUGACGCUGAUGUUCUCCUUCUGAAGGAUUUCCUCCACCAGCUGCUCUUUUUUCCAUUGAAGCUAGGGAUUCCGAUGUGUACUACAGUCAUAGAAAGGUAGUGGGAGAGAGGGAGUGUGUGUGUGCAGUGUGAGGAUAAAGUGUUCCUUGAGGUCUACCUAACCCCUGCAUUAGCGGCAAGACCACAGUAACCUCCUCCAGAUGUUUGCGAGCAGCAUCUGACUGAUUAUUUACAACGAAGCCAAUGAACGUCGCCCUCUCCGCACUAAAACGCUCACUCUUUGCUCCCUCGGCAAAGCCCGAGUUAAUGCUUAAUCUGAGCAUAGGCCCUUAAUUGUUGAGACCAAGCCCGGUUUAUGGGAGGGAGGUUACUUGGAUGUGAACAAACCAGAGGCACACAAGCUCUUCAGACUCAUCUCUCACCAGUCAAGCAACGAGACCUUCAGGACUGACCACCGGAAGGAGCCAUCAUGCCGAAAGAAUCCGCCAUAUCCAAGGCUUUUGCUGCCACUUUUGUCAUCCUGACCGUCGCUGUCAUCACCGGCAUUGUCACCAUGAUCAUUUUUUACACGACUGAGAUCGCAACAAUGAACCCGACGCCCCGUCCGACGUUCCCGUCCACCACCACCAGCUUGCCACCCGUUAUACGGCUGCCGAAGAACCUCAUACCCCAAAGCUACAAGAUCUUACUCCAGCCUCGCCUCUACACCCGAAUCACCGAGGUGGUGAAUGUCACCAGUCCCAACCAGACGAUGGUCUUCACCGGAAACUCCACCGUCAGCUUUCAUUGUGUCCAGGGCACUCGCGCCAUCUACCUCAACAGCAUGGACCUGGCAGUUUCUGAUCCGGUGGUAAUGAACAAAGACACAAAUGAGAGGAUCGGUGUUUCUUCAGUCAAGAACCACGAAGACGAAAGCAACUUCCUGGAGAUCCAAUUGAAUGAUGCGUUAGCGGCAGGGGGGAACUACAGUUUGUUUCUGGCUUUCAAGGGACAAAUAAUAAAUCUUUAUGGGAUGUUUGUAAGCACAUAUGUCGAAGGUUCCCCAGCUUAUGAAGGCGAUAAAAGCACAGAGAGAUUCCUCACCGCCACCCAUUUGGAACCAAUAGACGCCAGGAAAGUGUUUCCUUGUUUCGACGAGCCAGAAAUGAAGGCAGAGUUUGUCGUAACAAUCAUCCACAGGAGAGACACGAUAGCUCUAGGGAAUGCGGAUAUUAGAGAAUCCAAUAUUAUCAACGACGACUGGAAAAUCACUUUCUUUCAUCCAACGCCGAAGAUGUCAACGUACUUGUUUGCCUUCACGGUUUCAGAGUUCACGUCAACCAACUCCCCAACAGAUGAGCGUGUAAAUAUUAAAACGUAUGCACGUCCUGAUGCCACUGCAGCAGGUCACACUCAGUAUGCCGCCAACAUCACCGGAAAGAUUCUCAAGUUCUACGAGAGCCAUUAUGGAAUUGAUUAUGAACAGAAAAAGCUAACUCAAAUUGCAAUGCCAGACUUAGCUGCUGAAGCGAUGGAAAACUGGGGACUGAUCACAUACCAGGAGGGAAGCUUGCUCUACGAGGAGGGAGUGUCCUCACUGUUGCACAAGGAAGUGAUCGCCUCUCUCAUUGCACAUGAACUGGCACACCAGUGGUUUGGGAAUCUGGUGACAAUGAAAUGGUGGAACGAAGUUUGGCUAAAUGAGGGCUUUGCCACGUAUGCAUCAUUCUUUGCAGUGGACCAUGUGGAGCCUACAUUCCAAUUAAAAGACGCACAUAUCAUGAGCAACCUCCAUGCUGCGUUUGAGCAGGACGCUCUGGCCUCGUCCCACCCUCUCAGUCCUCCGCAGGAAGACGUCCAGAUGAUUUUUGAGAUUUAUGAGAUGUUUGAUGCCAUAACCUACUGUAAGGGGGCGGCUGUGCUGAGAAUGCUGGCAGACAUCGUGACAGAAAGAGUUUUCACCAAAGGAAUUAAAAUGUACCUCUCGGACUUUAGCUAUAAAAACACAGACCAGAACGACCUCUGGGAGUGUAUUCAAAAGGCCGAGGUUGAGGACGGUGGUCACACCAACGUUGCCAAGGUGAUGAACACCUGGACCAAACAAAUUGGCUAUCCUGUUAUCACCAUCAACACUACCAAUGGAGAAGUCUACCAGAAGCACUUCCUGUUCAAUCAAUCUUUAGAAUCUAGUCUUUGGUGGUACGUCCCAAUCAGAGUCAUGUCAAAUACACCCAAAUCUUCUCCUGUCUGGUUGGAUUCCAGUGAUACAGUAAAGAAAGAUGAAUUCAUCUCUAAGAGUGGAGAGUGGAUCCUGGCAAACGUCAACUGUGCUGGAUACUACAGAGUCAAUUACAACCCAGAGAACUGGGAACGCCUCCUGACUCAGAUGGAGACAAACCCACAUCAAAUCCCACUGAUGAACAGAGGGCAGCUUGUUGAUGAUGCAUUUAACUUUGCAAGGGCCAAACUCGUCGAAGUGACCCUGGCCCUGAAUUCAACGCGCUUCCUUCGGAAUGAGAAAGAGUUUAUUCCCUGGGAGUCAACAGUCAGGAACCUUGAGUACUUUGUCCUCAUGUUUGACCGCUCCGAGGUGUACGGACCCAUGCAGGCGUACCUCUGCGAACAGGUUAAGGGCCUGUAUAACUUCUUGAGGAACGACACAGACAAUUCCCAAGUCCCAAAGAAUCACUCCUUACAGUACAGCCAGAUCACCGCCAUAGAGGUGGCGUGUUCCAAUGGACUCCCAGAAUGCUUAGUGAUGGCUACGAAGAUGUUUGCGAACUGGAUGAACACCAACAGCACUAACAAAAUCCACCCCAAUCUGCGCUCCGUGAUCUACUGCCAAGCUGUGGCCGCUGGCGGGAGGGAAGAGUGGGAGUUUGCCUGGAACAAGUUUCAGAACUCCAGUGACACCUCAGAGAAGGACCAGCUCCGGCAGGCUCUGUCUUGCACCAAGAAGAUCUGGCUGCUCAACAGAUACCUGGAAUACACUUUGAACCCUGAGAAGAUUCGUCUGAUGGAUGUUGCUUCCACUAUUAACUACAUAGCUAAGAACGUGGCGGGGCAGGCGCUGGCCUGGAACUUUAUCAGAGCACACUGGGAGUACGUCUCGCAGGGUAACGCAGUUAUGCUGAUUGAGGGUGUGACCAGAAGGUUCUCCACCCAAUUUGAACUGGACGAGCUGAAGCGUUUCGCAACGGAUUACAAUGUGGUCGGCAGGGUGGUGCACCAGGCCAUAGAGCAAACCCAGGUCAACAUCCAGUGGGUCAGCGAGAACAAAGAUAGCAUACUGGAGUGGUUUGAGAGUGAAACAGCUUUGUAGAGUGGGAAAAAAAACACUGAUUGACUUUGAUUGUUUUAGAGCCUCACAGAUCAGCUGUGCUGGCAGUUCUCAAUUCUGCAGACCUGUCUCUAUUAAAUCCACUUCAAACCGAUCCAAGACCCGACUCUCACUAGUCAGGAAAGUAAUCACAAAAUAGGACAUAUCAUUUCCUUUAAUAGAUACUAAUACGUAGUAUUGUGCUGACAAUUCAUGAGACGUCUAGCACCAAAGUGAAGACACAGCAGGGUUUUACGUAUACAUUAUUUAUACAGUAUAUUAUACAGUAUAUUAUUACUUUGACAGUCAGAGUGACCAGAUUUUUACGCCACUGUCAUUUUUGCACAUGAUGCAGAUCUAACAUCAAUUUGAAUGUAGAGUUGGAUGUUUGAAAAUGUUAAAAAAUUCUAACAUAUGCACUUUUCAAAAUCACUUGUUUUCUUGUUGCUGUUGUCUAUCAAAAUCAUCAAAUUCACCAGCAUUUUGCACAAAUCUGAGCCAAAGGACAGAACUCCCUCUAUUUGUCAUAGGAACAUGUCUAUAUGUGUAUCACAUAUGUUAUAAUCAAGGAACCAAAUCAUUCUUGUAUGUUGCUAAAACGUGUUAUUUAAAAAAAAUGAAACAUCGA
Messenger RNA from Anarrhichthys ocellatus (wolf-eel), 4074 nucleotides. RefSeq names its product alanyl (membrane) aminopeptidase-like b (gene anpeplb). The transcript is spliced from 20 exons. Gene Ontology annotation, molecular function: zinc ion binding; metalloaminopeptidase activity; peptide binding. Gene Ontology annotation, cellular component: plasma membrane; cytoplasm. The record is from RefSeq and is a predicted model, not a curated record. Gene Ontology annotation, biological process: proteolysis; peptide catabolic process. NCBI's taxonomy places the organism in Eukaryota, Metazoa, Chordata, Actinopteri, Perciformes, Anarhichadidae. The coding region runs from base 618 to 3449 and encodes 943 amino acids.